GGUUUGACGACAUUGUUGUUCGAUUCAAUUUUGCUCCGAAAAAUUAUGUCGGCCGGAAAGAAGCAUGCUCGCAGCGACAGCGAGGACCAGAGCGUCCGGGUCGCAAAGAAACCAAAGACGAGCGAGAUUGCCGAUGCCACGCUUGAAGGCGAGCCCUCCACCCUGAAGGCCGAUAAGAAGAAGAAGGACAAGAAAGACAAGAAGGAAAGGAAAGAGAAGAAGGGGAAGAAACAGAAGAAAGACGAGCUCGAGGACGCGGACCAGGAAGAGGACCAGCAGGACCCUGUCGCUGUUGAGGCCGCAUCGGAGUCGAAGCCCGAGAAGAAGGACAAGAAGGACAAGAACGACAAGAACGACGAGAACGACAAGAACGACAAGAACGACAAGAAAGACAAGAAAGACAAGAAAGACAAGAAGGUCAAGAAGAAGAAAUCCAAGUCUGCAGAAGAGUCAACCUCGACUCCGGAUACGCAGGACGCAGUGUCCAAUGACACUACCACAGUCGGCCCCGCCCCGACCACGAACGACGCACUCCAGCGCAACGGCGCCGCCUACUCGUACCAGCAAACCCUGGCCCUAGGCGCCCUGUCCGAGGAUGAGAUCCAGGCGUUCUUAAAGAAGCAGGAAAUUGCCGUCUCAGAUCAGUCCGGCACCAAUUUCCGCCCAGUCCUUCAGUUCUCGCACCUGCCGACCUCGACCCUGCUCUCCAAGAAACCCUUCUCCGCCUACACAGCUCCCACGCCGAUUCAGGCCGCUUCAUGGCCCUACGCCCUCUCCGGCCGCGACGUCAUUGGUAUCGCCGAGACCGGGUCCGGCAAGACCAUGGCCUUUGCCCUCCCCUGCGUCGAGUCUCUCGCCUCGUCCCCAAAGCCAUCCCAUAGCAAGAAGGACAAGACGGCUCAUGCACGCGCCGUCGUAGUGUCCCCGACACGCGAGCUCGCCAUGCAGACCCACGCCGCCAUGUCGUCCCUGGCCUCGCUCGUCGGCCUGUCGACCGUCUGCCUGUACGGUGGCGCGUCCAAGGACGACCAGCGCGCGUUGCUGCGCAAGAAUACCGGCGCCGACAUCAUCGUCGCGACCCCGGGGCGGUUGAAGGAUUUCCUCGCCGAAGGCGCCGUGUCGCUGUCCGACGUCAUGUUCGCCGUCCUCGACGAGGCCGACCGCAUGCUCGACAAGGGUUUUGAGGAGGACAUCAAGCUCAUCCUCGGAAGCUGCCCGCCCCGCGAGAAGCGGCAGACGCUCAUGUUCACGGCCACCUGGCCCACGAGCGUGCGCGGCCUGGCCGAGGGCUUCAUGGUGAACCCGGUCAAGGUCACCAUCGGCAACCGCACCCGCGCGGGCGGCGAUGAGAAUGGGGAGGGGAAUGGGUCCGUCGAGCUGCAGGCCAACAGCCGUAUCGAGCAGAAGGUCGAGGUCGUGGACCCCCGCGGCAAGGAGCAGCGGCUGUUGGAGUUGCUCCGGGAGGCGCAGAAGGGGAGCGCAAAGAACGACAGGAUAUUGGUCUUCUGCUUGUACAAGAAGGAAGCUGUCCGCGUGGAGCAGUUCCUUGAGAGGAGAGGAAUCCGCGUGGCCAGUAUUCACGGUGAUCUUCGGCAGGAACAGCGGACGCGCAGCCUCGAGGCGUUCAAGGCCGGCACAACGUCGGUCCUGGUGGCGACCGAUGUUGCUGCACGUGGCCUGGAUAUCCCCGAGGUCAAGCUGGUCAUCAACGUCACGUUUCCCCUGACGAUUGAGGAUUAUGUUCAUCGCAUUGGGCGGACGGGCCGCGCCGGGAAAAAGGGCAAGGCCAUCACACUGUUCACCGAGCAUGACAAGGCGCAUUCUGGAUCGCUCAUCAACAUUCUCAGGGCGGCAAAGCAGGACGUUCCCGAGGAUCUGCUCAAAUUCGGCACGACCGUGAAGAAGAAGGCGCACGAUGCAUACGGGGCAUUCUACAAGGAUGUGGAUCCGAGCAAGAAGGCCACCAAGAUCACGUUCGACUAG
Parathielavia appendiculata is the source of this 1983-nucleotide messenger RNA. RefSeq names its product DEAD-domain-containing protein. The record is from RefSeq and is a predicted model, not a curated record. NCBI's taxonomy places the organism in Eukaryota, Fungi, Ascomycota, Sordariomycetes, Sordariales, Chaetomiaceae. The transcript has 3 exons. The coding region runs from base 46 to 1983 and encodes 645 amino acids. Gene Ontology annotation, molecular function: ATP binding; nucleic acid binding.